AUGAGUGAAUUCUGGUUGUGUUUCAACUGCUGUAUUGCAGAACAGCCUCAACCUAAAAGGCGUCGUCGGAUUGACCGAAGUAUGAUUGGAGAACCAACAAACUUCGUACACACAGCUCACGUAGGAUCAGGAGACCUGUUCAGCGGAAUGAAUUCAGUUAGCUCCAUUCAGAACCAAAUGCAGUCCAAGGGAGGCUACGGGGGCGGCAUGUCCGCCGGGGUGCAGAUGCAGCUCGUGGACACGAAGGCAGGAUAG
Messenger RNA from Pipistrellus nathusii (Nathusius's pipistrelle), 255 nucleotides. The record is from the annotation of a GenBank genome assembly. NCBI's taxonomy places the organism in Eukaryota, Metazoa, Chordata, Mammalia, Chiroptera, Vespertilionidae.